Molecule: messenger RNA, 5997 nt
Organism: Pygocentrus nattereri (red-bellied piranha)
Lineage: Eukaryota; Metazoa; Chordata; Actinopteri; Characiformes; Serrasalmidae
Gene: snx33
Product: sorting nexin 33
Exons: 2
Coding region: 1123-2778 (551 amino acids)
Biological process (GO): plasma membrane tubulation; endosomal transport; protein transport
Cellular component (GO): cytoplasmic vesicle; plasma membrane
Molecular function (GO): phosphatidylinositol binding; protein binding
Source: RefSeq, a predicted model, not a curated record
AAAAUAUCCCACAAAAACUUUCCUGCACUCAUUGUCCGUGUCUCACGUCAUGGAAAGAGUUGGGUUACUUCGGUGCUGAACGUAAAGGGAUAUACUCGCCGAAGAGCAGAGAAGAGACCGGGGCCCUGAACUCCAACCCUACAGGCGCGGGAGUGAAAACAGGACGAACAGGGCUCUCUGAGAGAGAAAAGCGGCGUUUUUGUUGGUAAAAUGAAGCGGGCUGGUGACGGAGGGAGGCUCGGGUCCCAGGGUGCCUUCACCAUGUCUGUGUGCCUUUGUGCUGCUGCUGCUGCUGAGAUAAUGUUUUGAUAUCACGCGUGUGUUUGGGAGGCGCAGAGCUUUGUGUUUUUCUCCUUCCUCCUCUGUGGCGACCAGUAAACACUCAGUACAGGAAUAUUCCCGCAGCACGCUCAUCGCUGCGAGCUGUAUUCGGUGUUUAAAUAGCCGAGCUGAGGAUUUGUGUUCGCCUGCUAGACUAGAAACAGGGGAGCUGGAUUUAGGCGGCCUUUGGAUUUGAAAGUUUCUUGCGAAGACUCCUAUUUAAGACCGAAUGCUGGAUCUGGACCUGUUACUAUAACUGGACCUUCACGCAUUGAGAAUGUGAGGACUUUGGCUUUGAAAUAUUAAAAUGUAGCACUCAGAUGAACUGAACUGUUUGAGAAGCAUUUGGAUCAGUUUGGUGAAUAGAAAUAGUAUUUUUUUUGUUCCACUCAAAAGCUAGAAUAGCUUACAGACUGUUACUGUUAUAUAAGCACAGGCUGUUUUCAUUAACAUUUAACACUGUAGGCUGCUGUGCCCUCGCCUUUGUAUCUCCACAUUAGACCCUUUUUGUUACAGGUCACCUGAUUGGCACCAAAGACAUAACCAGGCUGCCUGCUUUGGGGGUUGUGUCUUUGCAGGCAGGUUGGUUUGUGAACGGACUGCAUUUUCAACAGUGUUCAGCGGUAUGGAAGGGGACGCUUUUACAGCCAGUAAUCAAGUGAAGCUGUGAGUUCUGCUGUGUCUGCUUAGUUUUUGUUUACAGUCAUGAGAUGAGGUGAAUCACUAGAGAGACUAAAGGAAAUUGAUCUCGUGCCACGCUCUUUGUUUUCGUCUUGCUCUCUGGUAUCUGAAGAAGUUAAAAUGUCACUGAAAGCCAAAGCACUUUACACAUUCCAAAGUGAGAACAAGGAGGAGAUCAGCAUCCAGGAGAACGAGGAGCUGGUGAUUUUUGACGAGAACUCUGUAGACGGCUGGCUGCGGGGGGAGAACAGUCGUGGGGAGAGAGGCCUUUUCCCAGCCUCGUACGUGGAGAUCAUUCGGCCGCGUUCCAACUCAAACCUGACUGACUGCUCCCUCAGCCCUGCUGGUUCACCAGGCAAGGACUCGCCCUACUUCCUCCACUCCACCAGCUACGACGACGACGAUGAUGAUUGGGAUGACUGGGACGAUAGCUCUACGGUGGUCGAAGACGAAGACCCUCACAGAGCAGUGGGUGCGAACGGCCAUGCUCACCAAACCCCUUACCCCAACCCCAAUGUGCAUUACCGUGCCAAGCCCCACAUGGAGCGCCAGGACAGUAUCUCUAGCUCCAGGAAAGGCAGUAUGGUGGGCCGGAACCUCAACCGCUUCUCCAGUUUCGUGCGCUCAGGGGUGGAGGCGUUUGUACUUGGUGACGUGCCCAUGAUGGCCAAGAUAGCUGAGUCCUACUGCAUAGAAAUGGGCCCUCAGGGGCCUCAGUGGAAGGAGAGUCCUCAGCCCUUUUGCUGCUCCAUUGAGGACCCCACCAAACAGACCAAGUUCAAAGGCAUUAAGACGUACAUUUCCUAUCGAGUCACUCCCAGUCACACUGGCAGACCCGUGUAUCGCCGCUACAAGCACUUUGACUGGCUGUACAACCGCCUGCUGCACAAGUUCACUGUCAUCUCUGUGCCCCACUUGCCUGAGAAGCAGGCCACCGGGCGCUUCGAGGAAGACUUCAUCGAGAAGAGGAAGAGGCGGCUCAUCCUGUGGAUGAAUCACAUGACCAGUCACCCAGUGCUAUCUCAGUACGAGGGCUUUGAACAUUUCCUCAUGUGUGGCGAUGACAAGCAGUGGAAGCUGGGCAAGAGGCGGGCGGAGAAGGACGAGAUGGUAGGGGCUCAUUUCAUGCUCACCCUCCACAUCCCCAACGAGCAUCAGGAUCUGCAGGAUGUGGAGGAGCGCAUCGACUCCUUCAAGGCCUUCGCUAAGAAGAUGGACGACAGUGUGAUGCAGCUGACACACGUGACCUCCGAGCUCGUCCGCAAACAUCUCGGAGGCUUUCGCAAGGAGUUCCAGCGGCUAGGGAACGCGUUCCAGUCCAUCAGCCAGGCGUUCAUGCUGGACCCCCCAUGCAGCUCUGACACCCUGAACAAUGCCAUCUCGCACACCGGACGGACGUAUGAGAACAUUGGGGAGAUGUUUGCGGAGCAGCCCAAAUAUGACCUGUUCCACAUGCUGGACAAACUAUCGCUGUACCAGGGCUUGCUGUCCAAUUUCCCAGAUAUCAUUCAUUUACAGAAAGGUGCGUUUGCGAAGGUAAAGGAAUCACAACGUAUGAGUGACGAGGGGAAGAUGGAUCAGGAAGAGGCGGACGGCAUUCGGAAGCGCUGCAGGACAGUGGGCUUCGCGUUGCAGGCAGAGAUGAACCACUUCCACCACCGCAGGGAGGUGGACUUUAAAGAGAUGAUGCAGGCCUACCUCCGCCAGCAGAUCGCCUUCUACCAGCGUGUGGGCCAGCAGCUGGAGAGGACCCUCCACAUGUACGACAACCUCUAGAGUAUGAGCCAGCCAUUGGAAACAAUAUUAGCCUGCAGGAACAUCAUUAACCCGCGUGGAGAGCUUGUCCUGCUUGUACGCAGAGCCGCUUAAUCUCUCUAUAUCUUGAAGGUUUACAAAGAUGCCCCACACCUUAGAGACAACACAUGAAUUCAGUCAUUUCAAGUCAUUAGGUCGAUGGCUUUUACAGAGAUGGUUGGACUGAAUAUGUUGUGGACAUGAAUAUGGUCAGAUUUUUAGAGAAAAUCAGAGCACUAGCUCAUGCACUUAAAAAUGUCACUUUCUUGGCUGCCUUUCAUAGCCAACACACAGAAUUCCAGGGACUCGCACAGCUCACAUUGCCUUGAUGGAAAAAUAUCCUUGUAAUUGUAUCUAUCAUCUUAUAUUGUUAGAUAUUCCAUUUAAUUUAAGCAUAUUUGCUAAGUAAAGUAAGUCCUUAUGUCAUGUCAUAAUUUGUUCUUUUGACCAGUUGUGACCUCUCUGACUCAGGUUGAGUAGCUUUUCUUGAGCAAGGUCUCGAUGCAAGCCAUUAUCGUCCAUUAGUGACGUCUUUAUUGAUCAAGCUCUGCAGGUGCCAGAGCCACAUGAAUGAAAACUGUGCUCUCUUUCAGACUAAACAGAUCUAGAAUUAGCUUAGCCAAUGUCUGAUGAUUGGGACAUUUGCAAGUGCUUAAAAACUUUAAAUAAUACUAGAAGUUUACUUUUAUUAUCUUUUUUUUCCCCCCAGACAGCAGACUAACAUUUGGUUGCCUUGCCUAUUUCUGGCUACCAUGUCUACCAGUUAAAUAUGUCUUGGAACAUUCCAGUAGCACUAGCAUUUCAGUUAACCCAGUAUGGGAAAUAUUCUGAGAGCACAGCACCUCCAAAUUUCCGAAUAAAUAUUUAACAGCAAUACAUUUACAAAUGCUGACACUCCAAGAGAGAUUUUAUGAAUGCAGCCUGUAUUUGUUGGAAAGUUGAGAUUUUUGUUUUUGGAGCAUGACAAACACAAAAGGGACUCCCACCCAAUUACUUCUUUUUAAGAAGUACCUGAGGGGAAUGCCACUUUCAGUGGUAUGUUUUUUGGUCAACAGAUAAGAAUAGAUUAGGUUUUUUUUUUUUUUUCCCCCCACUUAGAAUUUAUUGGAGAGUGGAUAGGGUUAGUGUUCUUCUUAGUGCUAGAUGGUGUAGUUCUUCUGUUUUUCAGAAAUGUGAGUUCAUGAAUUCAUGUUUGACACAUUGCAAAAAACGUCAGAUUCAUGAAAAUGGUCAGUGAUUCAGGCUAGAGAUGAGGGUAGCUUUUGUAGUAUUUUUCUAUGUACAACUUUUAACAUCCAUGUCAUUUUUAUGAGUUUUGACACAAUUUACAAUUUACUGUCAUUUGCACAUUUCUGUACUGUUCUGACGAUGGUUGAGGAUCUCUGAACUUUUUGGUUUGAACAGAUCCCCUCACUCAAACACAAGAGCUAACAAGUUAACUUGUGCUCCUGUAAAAAGGAACACUUUUAACAGUGCAUCAAGAAUGCUACUGCUAAAAGAUUGAGGCUAUACAUUUAGAGUGCUUUCAUACCUACCUUGUUUGGUAAAGACCUGUCAAACCUUUUCUUUAGUGCAGUUCUUUUUGACACGUGUGAACAUCUGUACUCGGGUUUGCACCAGACAACUGAGCUGUGGUCCACCAAAAAUAACGCUUCCAGGCGAAGUCUGGUUUAGUUCCCCUGCGUUUGGGAAUGCGUUUUUAUGUUUGACAACACCAAAGUAGAGAAGUCCACAUCAGAACAUGCUUUCCUCUUUUUCUAGCAGCAUAUUAGCUCUGUACAUGUCUAUAGAAACCGUUUUAUCAUCUGACUUUUGAAAGACACUCAUAUCAUUCUUUCAGCACAAGCUGCUGAUGACAGAAAACAAGCAAUAAAAUAAUAGUCAAGUAAUGCAUUUGAUUUUGGCUCAUGGAUUGCAGAACAUAUGUUUGGCAUCAGCAACCUCAUUGGUUAACUGGCAAACCAGUCAUGAACCAGGUUUAAAUGAAGGCACAUGUAAAAGUAACAGAGCAACUAUUUGCAACUUUAGCUGUUGUUAAACCAACCGAGCCAAAUGGGAAAAAAAAUACAGUGAGGCAAAAACCCGAAUUUUGCUGCAAAAUUUAGGAAGAUGGGUGUGAAAACAGCUUUUUUAAAAUAACCAGUUUCACCAGUACCUAUUGUGGUGGCCAUGGUGCUGUGUCUACAGUUACUAUAAACAGAGCUGGUUUCCGCUUUCAUUUCAGGGUCUGAGUCCCUAUACAUGCUUUUUGUUAUGGAGACAGCAUGCUGGAUGACUGGUAAUGACCAAACUCUUAGCUAUGAAUGUUAACCAAUGAUUUUCCAUUCCAGUGUGUCAGUGAUCAUAGUCUCUUGUGUGAGAGGUAGCAAUCUUCAUAGAUAUGACGGUAAUGCAGUUUAAGCAUCAAAAUGCUCAUAGUAGUUAAUACAUUCUUUCAUGCAAAGAAUCAUCCAUUCAUGUAAUGUUCAGAUUUGCAUGGAGUUCUAGUUCCAAUAAGAAGUUCCAGCAUUUUGAUCCCAGCUGUUUAUUUGAUUUGCAGAGGAAUGACACGUACAGUAGUUAAUGGAAAGCAGUGCGAUCUGUUGGGGGAUUUCUUUACUGGCAAUCCAGGCAGAUAAACAAAUCCCUCUGGAAACCGAAGGCCAUGGAGUGGAGACAGGUCAUGAGUCAGCGCUGACUCUGUCCACUUGGCCAUUGCAUGCACAUUUUUUUAAUACAGCUGAUUUCAGGGUAAUGGAAAAGAGACCCCUCUCUUUUCAAGCUCUGCAAUUGCUGACAGACCAAAGUGUUACUAGUUGUAUCUUGACUCAAAUAAACAAAGAACUCUUCUUCCUUUUUGUACAGUUUGAGACAGGGUGUAGUUUGGCUCUUAUAAUGCUGAAGAUGGGACGGGUUGUGGAAAAGACUGAUUUAGAUGAGAGGCCAGAGAGAAGGAUAAAAGCCCAUAGGACUGACUGCAAUGGACUCCACUGCUUGCUGUUGAUUGACCUUGUAGAAAGAAAGACAGGAAUGUAUCAAAGCCACGUUAAGUAAGGGGGACCACAGGCUUCACACGGGUGAAUCGGACUCUGAAAGGACGUGUGAGUUUGUUUAGUAAAAUAUGUGUGAUUACUCUCUGUUAGGGGAAAGCUGGAAAAAAGAGCAUUGUUUUCCACUGCAGUCAUGCGCUGAAUGUCUUAAUAAAGAGAUAAUCCAAAAGUG